AUGCAGCUCUCGCUUCUCCGCCUGCUUCUCGCCGUCGCGCUGCUCUGCGUCAGCGCAGUCGUCGCCGCGCCCGGCACCGACACGCCGGCCCUCGAGCGCCGGACUCUGGACGGCUGCUUUGCCGCCAAGUGCUCGUGGGAUGAGACUUGCAAGCCGGCGACGUGCGUCAAGAAGCCGCACCCGGGCCCCAAGCCGUGCCACCCCAAGUGUGGCAAGACGCAGGAGUGCCGCGACGGCCACUGCAUCAAGAAGUACACGCCGCCCGUGCACCAGCCCAAGAAGUGCUGGCCCGCAUGCAAGCAUUCCGAGGAGUGCCGCGACGGCAAGUGUGUGCGCAAGCACGCACCCGAGCCCAAGAAGUGCCACCCGGAGUGCAAGCAUGGCUUCGAGUGCAAGGACGGCCGCUGCGUCAAGAAGCCCGAGCCCGUGCCGCAGAAGUGCCACCCGGAGUGCAAGCAUGGCUUCGAGUGCAAGGACGGCCGCUGCGUCAAGAAGCCCGAGCCCGUGCCGCAGAAGUGCCACCCGGAGUGUAAGCACGGAUACUCGUGCAAGAAGGGCCGCUGCGAGCCCACGCCCAAGCCCGAGCCGCUCAAGUGCUGGCCCGAAUGCAAGCAGCAUGGAUACGAGUGCAAGAAGGGCAAGUGCAUCAAGAAAGAUGAGCCCACCCCGCAGCCGAAGGUCUGUCACCCUGCCUGCCCCCGCCACGAGGAGUGCAAGGACGGCAAGUGCACGAAGAAGCAGACAAUUCCCGUCCGCACCUGA
Tilletiopsis washingtonensis is the source of this 762-nucleotide messenger RNA. RefSeq lists its product as hypothetical. The record is from RefSeq and is a predicted model, not a curated record. NCBI's taxonomy places the organism in Eukaryota, Fungi, Basidiomycota, Exobasidiomycetes, Entylomatales. Bases 1 to 762 code for a protein of 253 amino acids. The transcript is spliced from 9 exons.